Molecule: messenger RNA, 922 nt
Organism: Phragmites australis (common reed)
Lineage: Eukaryota; Viridiplantae; Streptophyta; Magnoliopsida; Poales; Poaceae
Exons: 5
Coding region: 201-704 (167 amino acids)
Source: RefSeq, a predicted model, not a curated record
UCAAUUGCCGUUGCCAUUGGCGUGUUGCAGCCGUGCGACGCAGUCAGGAGGGGAGGGAGAAUUUCAGCGCAGCGAGGCGCGCGGAGGCUAUAAAUAUUGUGAAGGGGCGCGCGCUCCGGUCCGGGAACGUGCUGCCGCAGGAUUAGGCAGGCAGGGCAGCGCCGGCCGGACCGUCCAUCCAGGACCCAAGGAAUUCGGCCAUGGGGGACGGUGGUGCUGACGCUGCCUCCGCGCCGCCGGCCGCCGCGGGGUUCUCCUACCUCGCCGUCUUCCACAACUACCCCCUCGUCGCCGCCCUGCUCGGCUUCGCCGUCGCACAGUCCAUCAAGUUUUUCGUCACGUGGUACAAGGAGAACAGAUGGGAUCCUAAGCAGCUUGUCGGCUCCGGUGGCAUGCCAUCAUCACAUUCUGCGACGGUUACAGCGCUAGCAAUAGCGAUUGGCUUCCAAGAUGGCUUCGGCUGCGCCCUCUUUGCAACAGCAGCAAUAUUCGCAAGUGUGGUGAUGUACGAUGCUUCUGGUAUCAGAUUGCAUGCUGGAAAGCAAGCUGAGGUAUUGAAUCAAAUUGUUUGUGAACUUCCUUCUGAACAUCCCUUGUCAGAAACAAGACCACUGCGAGAACUUUUAGGCCAUACACCAACCCAGGUUGUCGCUGGUGCAUUGCUUGGGUUUACCAUAGCUACAACAGGACAAUUGUUCCUUUGAAGGUGCAGAAGAACUGUGGUAGCAUUUGCAGGGGACUUGAGAAGAAGUUUCUCUAGUGUUCUGCUACUUUAGGUAUUAGCAAGGUUUGUAACUCUGUGCUGUUGAAGGUUGAAGUUUUGGUGGCACGUGAUUGUAUGACCAGGUGAUGUUCGCAGGAUUGAUGUACAAAACAUUUGUUGGAAGUUAUGAUGAAAUCUAAAAUGUGAUUGUUUCCGUGA